AUGUCUGGCGACUCAGUUCCUUCGUCUUUUGACGAUCACCCGUACGUCCCCCCCAGCUUCUCCGGCCAAUUUACCGAGGAAUCCGGUGUCGAAAAGUUCACCCGGCGCCUCAAGGAAGAACCUCUCAUCCCGCUCGGAUGCGCCGCAACAUGCUACGCCCUCUACCGCGCCUACCGCUCCAUGAAAGCCGGCGACUCCGCCGAGAUGAACCGCAUGUUCCGCGCCCGUAUCUACGCGCAGGCAUUUACCCUGGUCGCUCUGGUCGCCGGCGGCAUGUACUUCAAGACGGAGCGCCGGCAGCGACGCGAAUUCGAGAAAGCGGUCGAGGAGCGCAAGUCGCAGGAGAAGCGCGACGCGUGGCUGCGCGAGCUGGAGAUCCGUGACAAGGAAGACCGUGAGUGGAGAGAGCGCCAUGCGGCUAUUGAGGCGGCUGCGAAAGAGGGCAAGAAGCCCUCCGAGCCUGAUGCAGCGCGCGCGGCGAUCGAACCUGCGGAUGAGAAGAGCGUUGGGGUGUUGGAUGCUGUUAAGGCUUUGUUGGCGAGUCGCUCGUAA
Messenger RNA from Penicillium argentinense, 552 nucleotides. RefSeq names its product respiratory supercomplex assembly factor RCF1 (gene rcf1). NCBI's taxonomy places the organism in Eukaryota, Fungi, Ascomycota, Eurotiomycetes, Eurotiales, Aspergillaceae. The transcript is spliced from 3 exons. Bases 1 to 552 code for a protein of 183 amino acids. Gene Ontology annotation, biological process: mitochondrial respirasome assembly. Gene Ontology annotation, cellular component: mitochondrion. The record is from RefSeq and is a predicted model, not a curated record.